Messenger RNA from Penicillium taxi, 1047 nucleotides. RefSeq lists its product as uncharacterized. NCBI's taxonomy places the organism in Eukaryota, Fungi, Ascomycota, Eurotiomycetes, Eurotiales, Aspergillaceae. The transcript has a single exon. The record is from RefSeq and is a predicted model, not a curated record. Bases 1 to 1047 code for a protein of 348 amino acids.
AUGAGGCUCAUAUUAGGGCAAAUAUCAAACCCUCCCAGCAGCAUAUCCUCGAACAAAUUGAUUUUAGGCAGAUCUAGCUACAACACAGAAAAUUUUCGACCGGCAAAUUCUUCGUGGUUGCGGUCUCAAAUCAGCUUAUCGACAUUCGGUCACAGCCAGAGUCAGAGUCACAGUCGUGACAUAGCUAUUAACGCUAUCGCUUUUUCAAUUUGUUCUACAUCUUGUCCCGGUAACUUGCGAAGCUUGACAUCUGAAGAAUACAAGCUUCUCCGAGUAAUCUUCCCUGAAACGAAAGCCAUUGCAGUAGCUCCCCCAUACCUCGUUAUCCAGGUUGAAUCACUGCCGUCGAAGCCGUGGCCGACCAGCAUCGCAGGCGCCCCCUUGUUUUUGACCACAUCAACUGAUUUAGGUUACUUUCAUCAAUCUCCGGGCAUCGGUCCAAGUGUUCUAUCAAGCAUGCAACACUCAACCCAUAAGCCUACGGCAAUUUUGAUGGCUGUUUUCCAGGAACUUAGUAUGGCUAGUUUGAAUGUUGAAUCUAUCACUCUCUAUGGAGCGUUCAUCGCUAUUGAGCUGAUCGGCGACGCCAAGUUCGAAGCUUUGCCGAGGAAGAUUGCGAAUAUGUCUGCUGAGUACGUCAUGAAGACUAAGCCCGGAGUCAACAGUCUACCUAUCAACUGCAAUGAGAUCCUACCUCGAGGCUUCUUCGAUGGUAUCGCGACUGCAGAUGAAGUGAAACUUGGCGGCGACAUUAGCAUGAAUUCUCGUUUCUCUGGCCUCUGUGAAGGAAAAAUUCUAGGAAUAAAAGCGCAGUUCAACCUUGACAUCAACUCAGAACAGCCACCACAGGAUUUCAAGCCUAUCAUCUCAAUCUGCUACACUUUCGGCAACGGACAAGAAAGAGCUUUGGAUGGAUGGUAUGGGUCACCUAUCAUUGAUCAAGACACAAACAAGAUUGUCAGCUUCGUCGGAAAAGCCAACAAGGUCGAUGGCGUCGGCUACAGUGUCUUGGCGGAAGAAUUUGUCGGUUUGGUCAAGAGAAUCUGA